Molecule: messenger RNA, 6020 nt
Organism: Stegastes partitus (bicolor damselfish)
Lineage: Eukaryota; Metazoa; Chordata; Actinopteri; Pomacentridae
Gene: mtmr14
Product: myotubularin related protein 14
Exons: 19
Coding region: 678-2645 (655 amino acids)
Biological process (GO): dephosphorylation
Molecular function (GO): phosphatidylinositol-3-phosphate phosphatase activity
Source: RefSeq, a predicted model, not a curated record
CUCCACACUGGAGUACACAGAUUGCAACACCGCGCUGCUCUGCUGGGACUGUCAUCCACAACAACAUAUGCGGCACUGAGAUCCUGCCGCCGCGGGAUUCACUGCUGUAUAACUUGAAUCCGUUUACUGUCAUGGUCGCGCCGAAUACGGAGACAUGAAGCCGUGACAUUGAGGAAACGUGAGAAGGCCGGGGAAGGAUCCUCGGGGUUUCCUGACUCCUGCUGACCGGAGUUCGGUUAGCUGGUGCGGUAGGAGACGGGCGGCAGUUCAACACAUGCCAGAAACGCAAAUAUUCGUAAUGUGGAGGACAACAGCGGUUUGAAUUUGUCUCGGAUGAGUAUACGAGGGGUCUGAGUUUGUGGAAAACGUACACCGUGGGAGCUAGCCUGAUAAGCGAGUCGUGCUAACUCCGUGAGCUAGCUAGCAGCGGCCGCGGCGGUGGUGUGCGAGUGGCCGGCUGUGCGGGCUGGCUGUCGGCUUGUGUGUGAGUGGAGCAGCCUGCCGGUGCCCUGAAUUCAGGAAGGCUCCCCGGGUCCGGCCCCCUCAAGCGGGCAGUCAGGAAAAAGCUGGCUGGGAAGGGAUGGCCUGGUCGGUCUUCCCGUUCCAGAGGACAAGGCUCUGCGGUGUUUGAAGGAGGUCGAGUGCGGCUAGAGGCCACCGCAGCGGGUCGAGGCGCUAUGAUGGCCGCCUCACCCUCCGCGGCCGGCGGCUUCACGGCCUCCGGCCUGUCGGUCAGGAAGAGCGAGGAAAUAGCGGAUUUGAUAGAUUUGUUUUCGAAGACACAGUACAGAGCGAAGGAAGUCACUCCUCGGGUGGAGGCGAUAGAGAAGCGUUGUCUGGAGUUGUUUGCCAGAGAUUACAAGUACAGUGUCAUCCAUAACGCCAACGGAGAAGUGUGUGGCCACUACCCCCGCCAGAUAGUUUUCCUGGAGUAUGAAUGCACAGAUGUGGAGAGAGAGAGGUUUGAGAGCACAGUGCAGAUCAGUAAGUUGCAGGACCUGGUGAACCGGAGCAAACUGGCUCGCUGCAGAGGGAGGUUCGUCUGUCCGGUCAUCCUCUACAAUGGCAAGCAUAUAUGCCGGUCAUCCACUCUGGCAGGCUGGGGGGAGCUGUACGGACGCACGGGCUACAACUACAUCUUCUCAGGGGGCAGUGACGACACGUGGACGGAGUCGGAGGAGGUUCCAGAGGAUGACAGUGCCGUCAGGAACGGGGACUCCCAGCUCUUUGACAAGGUUCGAGGCCACGACAUUAAGCUACUACGUUACCUCUCGGUUCGCUACAUCUGUGACCUGAUGGUGGAGAACAAGAAGGUUAAGUUUGGCCUAAAUGUGACGUCCUCUGAGAAGGUGGACAAGGCCCAACGCUAUGCAGACUUCACCUUGCUCUCUGUGCCUUAUCCAGGAUGUGAGUUUUUUAAAGACUACAAAGACAGAGACUACACAGCUGAGGGUCUGGUGUUCAACUGGAAUCAGGACUAUGUGGACGCUCCUUUGACAAUCCCUGUAUGCUUUACUCAGAACUUGAACAUUGACUGGACUCAAUACCAGUCGUGGGACCUGGUGGAGCAGACCCAGAACUACCUGAAGCUGCUUCUCCACAUCAUCAACAGUGAUGAUGAGAGCGGUCUCCUGGUGCACUGCAUAUCAGGCUGGGACCGGACGCCUCUGUUCGUGUCCCUCCUCAGGAUCUCCCUGUGGGCAGAUGGUGCUGUUCACGCCAGCUUGGAGCCGGCCGAGAUCCUGUAUCUGACCAUCGCCUACGACUGGUAUCUCUUUGGUCACAUGCUGCCAGAUCGACUCUCCAAAGGGGAGGAGAUUUUCUUUUUUUGCUUCAAUUUUUUGAAGCACAUUGUCUCAGAGAAGUUCUCUGCUGUUAAGAAACAGAGAAGGAAGAACUCCCACUUCAAAGACGGUGAUUUCACUGUGGAAGACCUCUGCCAGUUAAAGUCCAGGGAUCGUGGGAGUGUGACCAGUCUGAGCAGUGAGUUCUCCCUCAUCACUGAGGAGGCGGGCGGCGCCUCCAGCCUCACCAAUGACACUGUGGACCUGUUCUCCAGCCAACACCAGGCCUCCAGCUGGAGAAAGGGCACCACCUCCUCUCCUCAGAUGGUCAUUUGGAACAAACAGAACCCUCUAGAGGAGCACCUCUCCCAUCCCAUCAACGAGGCCAGGUCUUCCAGUUCCUCCUCCUCCAACCAGUCGGAGCACGCCGCCACGCGCACUGGCAGCAGUCCGCUGGCCGUCCCUGGUAGAAGGUUAGCAGCAGACUACCCUCGGUCAGGCUCGUCCCUCUCCACAGACUACGGGAGUUGGCAGAUAGUUUCUGGCUGUGGCAGCAUCCACGACCACGCCCACUUCCCUCCACCUCUGGCCUCGGCCUCCUCCACCUCGUCUGCUGUCGCUGCUGCCUACGACUCCCCUCUGCCCUUCAGCUUUCAGGAUGAAGGACCCAGCGGACGAAUGUGUCCCUUCCCUUCUGAGCGUCAGGCCCGUCUGGAGGCGGUGCGGGAAGUCUUCCUGGCGGCCUACAGCUCCACCGUUGGUCUCAAGUCCUCGGCGCCCAGCCCCUCCGGCGCCAUCACCGGCCUGCUGGAGCAGUUUGCCCGCGGGGUCGGCCUCCGUGGCACCAACGCCAUCGUCUGAACCCUUUCAAUGUGACUUUUGACCCUCUUCCUGCUUCCAUCCAUCCAUCGUCGAUUCAGCACAUCUGGACUCAAUAAAGUGCCAAACGCCUCUGUUCAGUUUCAGGGGUGAAGCAUUAAUUUUUUUUUCUUUUCUUCAGUUUCCUUUCAUUUUACAUGCCCUAGAUUUUAAUUUCUGUCCUCUGGGCUUUUAAUUUUUCAUGGAGAGUUCAUUUAUCACAUUCAGGGACACAACUUGUCGCGUUAUCAAAAAGGGAUAGUGAACCGUACACGGUAGAGAAACAUGGCGUCUGUACAUGUUACAGUCAGAAAUGAAUUCUUCCUUCAUCUUCUUCUGUUGUUUUUUUUUUUUUUUUAACAUUUCUUCUUGCGGUGACCGUCCCAUGUCCAGGAAGCAAUAUGAGUUUAGUUUUCUUGUUAUAUGCUGCUAUUCUUCUUUAGUUCUGGUGGGCAGUGAAGGUGAGAUAAACACAGCACUUAAUGUGUUCUGACAGAAACGGAUCCAAGCUUUCUUUUCUUUUAGAUUCAGCGCAGUGCAUUGAAACUCGAUACCUAAUCCAUUCAGCUUUAAGCAUGUAGGAUCUAGACUUAAAGAGUCCGUCUGAGCGUUGGAAAGUCUAUCCUAGAUCAAUACCUGCGUGCAGGGAACUCUUUGUGCAGUCGGGUUUACUGCUGGUAUGAUCUUUGUGGAGCGUCUGUCUGUGCUGGUUGUGAAGGGAAAAAAACAAUCUGCAAUCAGCCAAAGCUAACGCGAGAGCUUCAGUGGUUUCGAUUAGCCGAACUGAGAUGGUAUCUUUGCUCUGGUAAUUGCAUAUAGGUUUAUUGUUGCUGUGUGUCCGUGGUAUACUGUAGGAAUUUAAGGAUUUAGUUUUACUUGAAACAAACUUAAGUUGUGGUUGUACCUGUUGUGUAAAGUUACACUCAAGUACAGCAGAACCAUAGAGUCAUAGAGGGCUAGCUAGCUAGCUUGUCCAGGAACACUCUUGCUUUUUUAGGAAUUUAAUGGAAGGCUACAACUAAGAGGGUACCAUCUUGGUUCGACUCACUGUGACUGCUGAAGUCUCAGAUAUUGGCUUUGGAGUUUUAGAAAGCGUUUUUGCACAGAAAAGCUUGGACCUUAUUGUUUCUUCCAGUGUAAUUGUUCUACAGAGUCCUUCACAGCCAGCGAUGGACGGAUUCCACAGAGCCUGUAGUGUGAGCGUAAGGUCGCCUUAAACAAACCAUCCCAGUCCGGCCCUUUAACUCGGCAACCUUAAAGUUAUUUUGCUAACGUUUCUUCAGUCUCUUCUUCAUUUCCUUUAACGUUGUGAACAAACGAGAUCUAUCCGCGCUAACUCUUCAUCUCGCCAGUCGCAGAUGUCUCCAUAUCCUCUACUUGAGUCCAUAUCUCCUGUAGCACUGACGUGGUAGCACAAGAGACACUGAGCAUCGUGGUAGCAAAUCUGUGAACCGAAGGCCUUCUCAAUGUCAUUGGACUCCGUUGAAGGGAGGUCCACUUGAUUCCUGCCAGUGUUGAGAUUCCCGCCCAGCUAAUAUCAAACACUUUGUUCAAAGAAGACGUGUGCGCCUUCCUUCAGGUCACACGUGGACGGACAGCUCUACUCUGAUUACUCUCGUGUAGAUUCAGACUUUGAGGUUUUCUUUAAAACUAGCUUGUCGGUGUUGCCAAACUGUUUUGACAGCUGCUGUACCUCAGGACCUUUUGCUGUGCCUUUUUUUUUUUUUUUUUUACCUUCAGUAACACUGGAUCAGAUCUGUGGUCCAGCUUCAGGUGUAUUUUCUGUUUCUUGUAAAAGGGGGAGGUUGGGGUUUCCAUGCUGUUUGUGGGAUGAACGUUUCCGACUGUAGAGUUUCAGCAGAGUUAGCUUUGCAGUAAAACUUUUUGGGGGGUUUUCACUUAAUUACUCAUUCAGUUGCAAGUCUUCGUUGAUGUACAGGAACAUAAAACUGUUGAGUCUUACAGACAGCCCCGUUAGGAGGUGUGCUGGGAUAUCAGUUUGUCAUUUACACAAAGAGGCUUUCAUUUCUGCGUUGGAACACGGUUGAAGAGGAUUUUAUUGUUUUAGAGGAUCAGUCUAGUAAGAAACUUGGGAAGUGUGUUAAUUUUAGAGUGAGAUGAGAAGUUUGACACCAGUUUCAUAUCUCUGUGGUCAGUGCAGAGCGAGAGCCACGACUCAUUUAGCCAAGAUUAGCUUACAGUUUAGCUAGCUAGCUAGUUCAAAAGUAUACAUACCAACACAUUGAAAGCUCUUGAAUGACCAUUAAUUGGGAUAAAUGUUAAUUGACGUAUCUGGGUAAUGAAAGAACGAUAAAAAGGAUUGUCUGAAACUUAUGUGUUGGUACAGUGUCCUGAUUAGCAAGUUUUUGUUUUGGUGCUAGCACUGUGCAACGUCUCGUACAUCUCUAAGUAUGACGAAGCAAACGUACAGUAUGUGUUCAACAUUUCUAAUUUAGUCAGUUUUGGUAUUUUUUAAACUGUGUCAGUUUUGUUUGGACUGUUUCCUCUUACUUUCAGUGUUUAAGCUAAGCUAAGCUAAGCUAAGCUAGGCUAACUCCAUCCAGACUCCUGCUCUGUACUAAACGCACACAGACACAAGCUUUUCAUUUCACUCUAACAAAGAAGACAAAUCAUUGCAUUUCUCAGAAUAAUGUCUUGACCUGGCAGCGGUUUUAUCUUCUGCUCGCCAAAAUUUGCUUCUUUUUUUAAAUCCCACAAAACACGUGCUAAGCUAUUUGUUAAGUCACUUAAGUUCUCAAACACUUCUGUCUUGAUGCAAUAAGAAAUGUGUAUGUGUUCGGUUCAUUUUUACACCACAUGUCAGUCAACGUGGAUCAGUAUUGCACUUCCAGAACAGUUUUUUCAGGCACAGCUUCGUCUCCUUGUCAAAUUUUAAUCUUUCCUUUAAAGAUAUAUUUUCUGAAGAGGAGAUCUGUUUGUUUUUAGUUCAUAGCAUCGUUCCUCUUUCUCCGUCAUCUCUCUGCUGCCUGCCUGUAGCUAAUAAGCGGCCGAUCACUGGAUGCUCUCAGACAAACGUGUCAUCAAAGGAAAAGAACGAUUCAACCUCGGCUGACUUCAAACAGACACUUUUCCGACAUGUUUUGCUCAUUAGUUUUGCAUGACGUCGUCCCAUUCGAUCUUAAUUGUGGCAGAUAAAUGCUUUGUUUUGCAGUUUUGAACUCUUAUUGAAAUGCUGCAUUGCACUUGUCCCCAUGUCCUGUGUGAAGGGUUGUUCUUUGUACAGGUGGUGCAUUUUUAAAUAAUUCUACCUUUUUUUUUCCCCUCUGUUGGUUAUAAAUUGCUCUGACUUGUUGGCAGGUGUCGGGCGACGGUGAACUGAGCUGCAGGUGGCAAUUGUGAAUAAAGGAAUGAAAGCAA